AUGGAUCCCGACGUUAUUCUACCUUAUCAAAAAUUUUCUUACAGUGUCGGUCAUGUACUCAAUGAUUUAUGUGCAUCAAUGUGGUUUAGUUAUUUACUUGUCUUUUAUCAUCGAAUUGUAAAAUUUUCCAAUUCAUCAGCCGGAUAUUUAUUACUGAUUGGACAAGUGGCAGACGCUAUAUCAACGACAUUUGUCGGAUUUGAAUCUGAUCGAACUGUAUCAGGAUUUUUCAAUUAUGGAAAUAGAAAAUCUUGGCAUCUCAUUGGUAAAGAACAUAUAUUAUCUUCUAAUGUUUUCUUGGGCCCAUUUGCUCUUGUGAUGACUUAAUAAUACAAAACUAGUAAGUUAUACUGGAUGACUUUGAUCAAACAAAGGUUUUAAGGCUCAUCACUAGUGAAUGUAUUUGUGAAUGGAUAUUUAUUUACUGCUAUAUAUUCUAUGAGCACUUGAUAAUUAAUUGUUCCGCGAGCUAAUUGAAUAUAUGCUUAACCAAAUGCUUUACAAGUCAAUAACGUAAUUUAAGUAUUUGACUUUCGUGACCAUUACUUGAUUUAUUUGCAAAAAAAAACCAGAAAUAUUGGACAAAAAUUAAAAGAAAAGAACGGGGGCAAAUAUUCGAUUGCUAGAAAGGUGCCGGUAAUUCAAAAUCACAGUAGGAAAUAUAUAUUUUUCUCUUUUUUGGCAUGGCUGAAUAGAGCUCAUCGAUUUGCAUCGGAAAAACACAAUCCCA
Didymodactylos carnosus is the source of this 730-nucleotide messenger RNA. Lineage: Eukaryota; Metazoa; Rotifera; Eurotatoria; Philodinida; Philodinidae. The record is from the annotation of a GenBank genome assembly.